AUGGGUGAACAGGAGGACCUGAAAUCAGAACAUCAGACACCAAAGCCUGAGAGCUCUGGAAGCAAAGGACAUAAAAGCAGCCCUUGUCCAGAGAGGUGGAUACAUCAGGGACAAGCCUCUUACCUCUUUUCCGAUGAAAACUUCUCUUGGCAAAGAUGUAGCUCCUUUUGCUCCUCUCAAGAGUCCAGGUUUCUCAAGAUUGAUGGCAAGGAAGAGCUGGAUUUCAUAAAAAAAGCCUCCUAUCAAUAUGUUGAAGAUCGCCAAGGCCUUCCCUAUUAUUUCCCUUUCUGGAUUGGAUUAUCGUACGACCCCAGCACCAAGAAAUGGGGCUGGAUGGAUGGCACGGCUCUGUCCUCUGGCCUGUUUCACGUCCCAGGAGGCCCCAGUGACAAUUUUCAGAGUGGAGCUUGUGCCUAUUUCCAAGGAGGGAACGCGAAAGCCGGGAACUGCGAGGAAACUCGAUUCUGUAUUUGUGAGAAGACAAGAGUGGCAACAGAUCAGCUAGGCUGAGCCCUCAAACAAAUCACCCAGCAGGGAGUGAAGGACUAGACUCAGCAGCAGAUAGGGGAACAUGGAGCUGUAGAGAGAAAAUAUGGCUCAGCGUGUCACACUCUCCUCCAAUUUGUAAACAGGCUCACAGAAAUUCAAAUGAGUUUGUGCCACAAGGAGAGGUAGAGUCAGCCUUUCAGAGUGCAAUGCUGCAAUUCUAGCCAAUAGUCACACACCUUAUCAGCCAAUCAGAUUGCUCCCACU
Messenger RNA from Mauremys mutica (yellowpond turtle), 753 nucleotides. RefSeq names its product oxidized low-density lipoprotein receptor 1-like. Gene Ontology annotation, molecular function: low-density lipoprotein particle receptor activity. NCBI's taxonomy places the organism in Eukaryota, Metazoa, Chordata, Testudines, Geoemydidae. The transcript has 4 exons. Gene Ontology annotation, biological process: lipoprotein metabolic process; cell death; inflammatory response. Bases 1 to 510 code for a protein of 169 amino acids. Gene Ontology annotation, cellular component: plasma membrane; signaling receptor complex. The record is from RefSeq and is a predicted model, not a curated record.